AUGCAAGGCGCGAAAUUACUUGAUAUAUUUAUUUUCUUUUCUUUAAAUGGGAAUUCUAUUUCGUAUCUUCCUUCGGGUGUUCGGGUUACAGAUUUUUUAAAUAAUUCUAACGCGUUUUUAUCAUCCUCGUUUAAUGGGUUGUCAGUAAUACCAAAAGAUUCUAACUCCCAAAAUUUUUCUACAUUUUCCAUCGAAAAAAUUUUUGAUUCAUUUAAGUUUAGGCUAAUUACACCUCUACCCGAAAGAACUUUUCCUAGUUUUGUUUGUAUUACAGAAAAUCCAUUUUGAAGUCUUUCAUAUCCCAUUAUUUUAUUAUAAACGUUUGUGCCAAUCAAUAUUUCGGGUGUAACUUCUUCCACAAAUUCAUAGGGAAUUCUAUUUUCAUUUAAUUUAUCUAAGCCUAUUUUUUCCACAAAAAUUGUUUUUAAUUUUUCAACAAAACUUUCAUCGACUCCUCUUGCUCGGACCUUUAUUGAUUCAUUAUUUAUACACUUAAUUUCA
Meloidogyne enterolobii is the source of this 501-nucleotide messenger RNA. The record is from the annotation of a GenBank genome assembly. NCBI's taxonomy places the organism in Eukaryota, Metazoa, Nematoda, Chromadorea, Rhabditida, Meloidogynidae.